This is a messenger RNA of Raphanus sativus (radish), 1789 nucleotides long. RefSeq names its product WAT1-related protein At3g28050. The record is from RefSeq and is a predicted model, not a curated record. Bases 232 to 1338 code for a protein of 368 amino acids. NCBI's taxonomy places the organism in Eukaryota, Viridiplantae, Streptophyta, Magnoliopsida, Brassicales, Brassicaceae. Gene Ontology annotation, molecular function: transmembrane transporter activity. Gene Ontology annotation, cellular component: plasma membrane. The transcript has 8 exons.
CUGAUUUACUAUCUUUCACAAGUGUGCGUACACAAUACACAUCUGCUGAAAAUCUAGCUUUCUCCCACUCACACACACUAUUGGUAUUUUUCUUCUUGUCUUUCCCCCAAAAACAGAACAACUCUGUUUCUCAUCUUUACAUCUUCACUUCGUUUAAGAAAAAAAAAACCACUUCUUCGAAUCUCCACAUCUACAAAAGUAACAGAGAGCGGAGAGAGAGAGAGAAUAGAGAUGGCGCGAAAAUACUUUGAGAGAGAAGUGUUGCCGGUAAUGGCCCUGGUGAUAAUGGAAUGUGCCAACGUUGGUUUAAACACUCUGUUCAAGGCAGCGACUUUGCAAGGCAUGAGCUUCCAUGUCUUCAUCGUUUACUCUUACGGUCUCGCUGCUCUUCUUCUCCUUCCUUCCAUAUUCUUUUCCUCCAGAUCAAGAACUCUCCCACCAAUGAAUUUCUCAAUUCUCUACAAAAUCGUGGUUCUAGGGUUAAUUGGAUGCUGCUCAAACAUAAUGGGGUACACAGGAAUUAAUUAUAGCUCUCCAACACUUGCUUCUGCGAUCAGCAACCUCACUCCUGCGUUUACCUUCUUGCUCGCCAUCCUUUUCAGGAUGGAGAGUGUAUCGUUCAAAAGAACAAGUAGUGUGGCUAAAAUGUUAGGAACCGUAGUUUCCAUCGGAGGAGCUUUCAUAGUGACUCUUUACAAUGGUCCUGUGGUGAUCGCUAUGUCACCACCGUCCGUUUCUUUGAGAUCACAGUCCACAAACCAUAACUGGGUCAUUGGUGCUGCGUUCCUUUCCGUCGAGUAUUUCAUGGUUCCUUUGUGGUACAUUGUCCAGACUCAAAUCAUGAGAGAGUAUCCAUCAGAGUUCACAGUUGUUUGUUACUAUAGCUUAGGCGUGAGCUUUUGGACCGGGCUUGCCACAUUGUUCACUGAAGGGAAUGACUUGAAUGCAUGGAAGAUAAAACCAAAUAUAGCUUUGGUGUCAAUCGUUUGCUCGGGAGUUUUUGGAUCUUGUAUAAACAAUACAAUCCAUACGUGGGCGUUGAGGAUCAAGGGGCCUUUAUUUGUUGCAAUGUUCAAGCCUCUGUCGAUUGCGAUUGCGGUUGCAAUGGGUGUGAUCUUCCUCCAUGAUUCUCUCUACAUUGGCAGCUUGAUCGGGGCAACGGUAAUAACGACAGGGUUUUACACUGUUAUGUGGGGCAAAGCUAAGGAAGUGGCUAUGGUCGAAGGUGACAAUAAGGCUAACAACGAGGAUGCCACCAACGAAGAUGACCUUGAUUCUCCAUCAGCUUCACAGAAGGCUCCUCUAUUGGAAAGUUACAAGAACGAUGAGCAUGUCUAAGUAUCAUCUACUAGUCACGUGGUUUAGCUUGACUGUCUGCUGCACGUUUCUCCGGGACUUGGAAUGAGCAGGUGAAAUAAUAGUCCUCAUGACCGUCACUAUAUCUUACUUUCAUUUCUCACAUGCGAGUAAACAAGCUUUUACCCUUAGUCCGGGAUAAUAUGAGUCAUAUUUGGCAAGUUACAGUAGAUGCAACCAAGUUUCUCAUCUCCUCUAUGUAUAAAUAUUGGCCUGAAGAACCAAUGAGCAGCCGAGACAAUAGCAGUGUCUGUAUUUGGCAGACCCUUACACCAGCCUUCAUCCAUCUUAGCAAUAUCUAAAUCAAACAAUCCAGUUCCCGUCUUGUUAAUGUCUAUCAUCACCCGUUCCACCCCAAGAAACUGAGUUCAAAUCCUGUUUAUGCCUUCUCUUUAAGAGUUUCUUCCUACACAAGCAAAAGCUACUAUUCUUU